Messenger RNA from Lucilia cuprina (Australian sheep blowfly), 1126 nucleotides. RefSeq names its product transcriptional adapter 1-like. Gene Ontology annotation, cellular component: SAGA complex. The transcript is spliced from 2 exons. Gene Ontology annotation, biological process: regulation of transcription by RNA polymerase II. Gene Ontology annotation, molecular function: transcription coactivator activity. Bases 93 to 929 code for a protein of 278 amino acids. The record is from RefSeq and is a predicted model, not a curated record. NCBI's taxonomy places the organism in Eukaryota, Metazoa, Arthropoda, Insecta, Diptera, Calliphoridae.
GACAUCACCUUAUUAUUGCAUCAUGUUUGUAGCCAAAGUAAAUUCAGCUUUCCUAUUUAUAAUGUUUGUUUUGAAAAAAUAAGUAAAUAAAAAUGAAUAACGAUUUAAGUGAUAAAGUUGGUGCUGCGAAAAAUGCUUUAAUGUCGGCUCUGGGCGAUAAUGCUCAGAAAUAUUUAUCUAAUAUGAAGCUUUGGUUCAGACAUAAAUGGUCUAAAGAACAGUUCGAUUAUGAAUCUCGAAAAUUUUUAUCGCCAGACAAAAUGCACUUGCACAAUCAAUUUUUUAUUGCAAUACUUAAUAAAAUAGAUGCUUUUCAAAUGCCGCAGGAACCAAGCCCUAUAAGUGGCAGUCUCUCAGUAGGAGUUUCUGGUGCAACAUUGGGUACGAAUAAUAGUGGGAGCCGUAAAGCCAAGCGAAAAAAAAGUUCUCGAGUAUCUAGUGAUAGAGUUACAUUUGAACCGUAUGAUUUCUUGGAUUUUAUUAUGGAAGACACAAUGAAAUUAAUACGACCGGCAACAGGAACGGAAGCAAAUGUCCAGAUUCUGCCAACCCAACGAUAUUGUGUUCAAGAAUUAUUUUUACCGGAUGCUGGAUUUAUUUUAGGCCGUUUUCUUAUUGGAGCAUGGGAAUCUGGUCUAGUUAAUGUGGAAGAUAAUGUUGCAGAAUACGUUGCAAUGGCAGUGCAAGUACUACUUAAAAAUCUUAUAUCAGCAGUCAUUAUGAAAAAAGAACAUUAUAAAGUAACUGGAGAAGGCUCAUUCUACUAUGAUGUUGGAGCAUCACUAAAAGAUCCGUCAGUGCGCAAUACUGUUACACGCCAAAAACAAGAUGACGGGCCUUUAGAGCUAGAUAAAGAAAUAACAUCACCUAAUUUUAUGCGUAGAUCUAAUGAUGACGUUACUUUUCUCUCCGCCUGUGAAGAAAUUUGAAAUCUAUUUCCUUUUCAGAAAUCCCAAAAAUACGAAGGAAAUUACUCUUACAGAUUGCCAGAGAGCAUUUUCAGAUCGCAAUUUAAUACCUUCACAUUCAGUUUAUGCAAUAAAUAUGGAAAGAUUAACACAAAUGAUGCAUUAAAAUAUAUAUUUAUUCAUCAAUUUAUUAAAAAUAAAACAAAAUAUUGACAACA